Messenger RNA from Mytilus californianus (California mussel), 1533 nucleotides. RefSeq lists its product as uncharacterized. NCBI's taxonomy places the organism in Eukaryota, Metazoa, Mollusca, Bivalvia, Mytilida, Mytilidae. The record is from RefSeq and is a predicted model, not a curated record. The transcript is spliced from 2 exons. Bases 268 to 867 code for a protein of 199 amino acids.
UCUAACGUUAUUGUUAUUUCGCAGUUAUAUAAAGUAGCAAAUUAUCGUUCCUGAAUAGGUGGCGCCGUGGUAGCCGAUCCUGUUCCUCAAUUUCCGGUUUCUGCACUGUGCAACUAUUUCAGUUACAUUUUUAAUUAACGAUGCCAAGUACUUGUUGUUGUGUACCUGGGUGUCAUUUAAGAGGAGGACAUGCAUUUCCAAAUGACUUAAAAAGAAGGAAAAGUUGGAUCAACGCCAUGGCCCAUACGCAGAUUGGACGAGAACACGAUGAAAUCGUGGAGUCCAUCUCAAUCAGCUGUUGUUUGCAAGGCACAUUUUACUGAAAAAGACUACGUGCAGGAAACUAUUCAUGGGCGCAAACCCACCAUUCAGAGACUUAAGUCUACUGCCAUUCCCAGCCUAUUUUCCUGGACCAAGCAAGAGACUGAAUCAUCCGCAAAAAGAAAAAUCAGGGCAGUUUCCUGUGAAAACAAAAGAACCAAACUUGAUGAAUAUUGUAGUAGAAAUCUAGAGGAAAGUUUUGAUUGUAAAGUUGGUUUUCCUGAAGAAGUCAUUCAUACUGCAGAAAGGAUUUAUGACUGUCCACCACCAACUGCCGAGCUAAUGUUGAGCUUCACAGAUGGAAUUAUGCAAACACCAUCAAUGCCUAUGUUUUCAGCAGAGAAUUUUGAAAUGAAGACAUGUGACACAGCCAUGCAUUUUUAUACCGGUUUAGAGUUGUAUACUAAAUUUUUAUUUGUUUUGACCACACUUGGUCCAGCAGCACAUUGUUUGAGAUACAUAUAUUUUCAAAUUGAUAGGGUGUCAGUUGAAAAUCAUUUUUUUUAUGACUUUGAUGAAAUUGAGGCAUUAUACAACCAACUUUGAACUUUCUAGAUUCUAGAUUGAAUCUAGUGUUAAGAAUAUUGUGUAUACAUGGAUUGUUUUUAUGUCUAAACAGUGGUGUGAGGCUAACACUUGGCCAUCUAGUGGUUUAGUCAGGUAUUUUCACCAUCCAACUUCAAAUUAAAGUUUCCUACGACUUGGAUUAUUAUUGACAGAACAGAAUAUCCCGUGAUAAAACCUAAAGCUCCUAGAGCUCAGGCAACCUUUUCAUCAUAUAAAAACAGAAACACUGAAAAUACUUGUAUGUUCGACACCUGGUGGUUUAGUCAACGAUGUCUCUAAUGCAUAUGUUGGUUCUACCAGUGACUAUGAAAUAGUUGAAAGAUGUAGAAUAGUUCAAUUAUGUGAUCCAGGUGACAGUGUGAUGGCAGACAAAGGUUUAAAUGUGCAAGAUUUGUUUGCUACAUUUUUUCAAAAAAAGAAACAGAAUUAGUUCCAAAACUCUUAUACGGGAUAGAAAAGUCUCCAAUUAACAUGUGCACAUAGAGCGAAUUAUUGGACUUGGCAAAACAUACAAAAUUCUAAUAAAUCCUAUGAAUGGAACUGAAACAAAACUUUCAUCUGAAAUAACAUUUAGUUGUACUAUGUUGUGUAAUUUUAGAACUUGUAUUGUGCCAAAGGAUGCAUAAAUAAAAGUGACGCAAUGAA